GCGUUAAUGGUGUUUGGUUUAUUCCCUCUGAGAACUCACUUUGAAUUGGGUAAUUAAUUGCGAUCUGUUGUAAACAGUUUCUGUGUCCUACUCAAGCUUUAGGAUGUUAAGAACAAAAUUGAUUUUCGUUUUCAGCCUCAUGGCCUUUGCUUUGUCUCUGUGUCCUGAUGCCUGUUUGGCUAGAGCCAAAUACAAGCCUUGCCCCCCUUUUUCUUCUUGCGGCAACCUUAGUAUUGUAUACCCUUUCCGAUUGAAUACCGAUCCUGUUGAGUGUGGUUUACUAGGGUAUGAACUAGCAUGCGAGCAUAAUCGCACAACUUUGGUCACAAAACUGGGCAAAUUCUUUGUUGAGAAUAUCAUAGGACAUAAAUACACCGAUUAUCGUUUUGACUCAGACGGGGUAUUAUCAUUUGUUGAGAACGGGACAGAGUAUGCACUCCGAUUGGUCGAUGCUAGUCUUCGAAGGGAUAUGUGCUCCAUUCCUCGCAGUUCCCUUGUUGAGGCCCGUUGUGGAGAAAUACGUCUUUAUAAUUAUUCUAGCAAUAUGUUCAGCUUUGAGUACGACAUUUUGUAUAUCCUAAAUUGCAAUAUACCAAUGAACUCAUCACUUUAUGUUGAUGCCUCAGCUUGCACCAAUAGAUCUUCUUCUCCAUAUACCUGCUUUUUUCUCCAGCCAAAGUCAUCUGAUUUCAAUGAGUCGUGCACAAUUGAAGCCCAGUUUCCGUUUUUGCUGUCUGAUAUCACAGGCCUCUCUGCUUCUGAUAUCUAUCAUAAGCUGCUCGAGGGCUAUGAAAUCGAUUGGGAUUCGUUCACCAAUAACCGCUGCUGGGUGAACAAAAUUACAUUGAAGGUGAUAUUACAAUCAGUGGAGUAUGCAUUGGAAGCGUUUCUGGACAGCUUUAUAUUUUUCCUUCUGGGCGGCCCCCAUGUAAAGGAUAAUUCGAGCUUUCCACCACAUAGUACAUACAUCAAAUGUCUUCAAACAACAGGAGCACUUAUAUUAGCUAGAGCUCUGCUUGGGAUUUCCAUCUUGCUUGCAAUCAUUGUGUACAAAUUGAGGAGGAGACAUUUGUUUGUGGAUGAUACAAUUGAAGAGUUCCUUCAAAAGCAGAAUAACUUCAUGCCUAUCAGGUACACAUAUUCAGAAGUAAAGAAGAUCACUGAAAGUUUCAAGAAUAAAUUAGGUCAAGGAGAUUAUGGUUCGGUUUUCAAAAGGAAACUUCGAAGUGGCCAUUUUGUAGCAAUAAAAUUACUAAGCACAUCAAAAGGUAAUGGCCAAGAUUUCAUCAAUGAAGUUGCUACCAUGGGAAGGAUUCAUCAUGCUAAUGUCAUGCAACUGAUUGGAUUUUGUGUUGAAGGAUCUAAGCAAGCCUUAGUAUAUGACUUCAUGCCCAAUGGGUCUUUGGACAAAGUCAUAUUUUCAACCCAAAGCAAUACGUCUUUAAGUUGGCAAAAAAUGUUCGAGAUUGCUCUUGGGGUGGGUAGGGGGAUUGAAUACUUGCAUAGGGGAUGUGAAAUGCAAAUUUUACAUUUUGACAUCAAGCCUCACAAUAUCCUUUUGGAUGACAAUUUUAAUCCAAAAGUUUCUGACUUUGGCCUUGCAAAAUUUUAUCCUAUAGAUGAUAGUUUUGUAUCUCUCACAGCAGCAAGAGGAACACCAGGAUAUAUUGCUUCAGAGUUAUUCUACAAGAAUAUUGGAGGUGUCUCAUACAAGGCUGAUGUGUAUAGUUUUGGAAUGUUGUUGAUGGAAAUGGUAGGAAAAAGAAGGAACUUUAAAGAAUUUGUUGACCAAUCAAGUGAGGUAUACUUCCCAACAUGGAUUUAUGACCAAUUUGAUCGAGGCAAGGAUAUAGAUUUGGGAGAUGUUACAAAUGUUGAAAAGAAUAUUGUGAAGAAGAUGGUCAUAGUUGCUUUAUGGUGCAUAUAGAUGAAACCUGUCAUUCGCCCUUCAAUGACCAAGGUCUUGGAGAUGCUUGAGAGUGAAAUUGAGCUCCCGACAAUGCCUCCUAGGCCUUGUUUAUUUCCCUCUGAAUUGCCAACUGCAGAUCAUGCUAGUAUAAGUCUAGCGGCCAUGCCAACAAUAUCUCUUGACGCAAGAACUUAAUGGUCUCAACCAAAUGUAUUAUUAGGUAAAUUUUACUCUUAGCAAGUGUUGCUUAUAUGCCAAUAUCCAACAUUGUAGACUUA
Molecule: messenger RNA, 2187 nt
Organism: Rubroshorea leprosula
Lineage: Eukaryota; Viridiplantae; Streptophyta; Magnoliopsida; Malvales; Dipterocarpaceae
Source: the annotation of a GenBank genome assembly